This is a messenger RNA of Tupaia belangeri chinensis (Chinese tree shrew), 615 nucleotides long. RefSeq names its product 60S ribosomal protein L15-like. Gene Ontology annotation, biological process: cytoplasmic translation. Lineage: Eukaryota; Metazoa; Chordata; Mammalia; Scandentia; Tupaiidae. Gene Ontology annotation, cellular component: cytosolic large ribosomal subunit; ribosome. The record is from RefSeq and is a predicted model, not a curated record. Gene Ontology annotation, molecular function: RNA binding; structural constituent of ribosome.
AUGGGCACAUACAAGUACAUCCAGGAACUGUGGCGGAAGAAGCAGUCCGACCUGAUGCGCUUUCUCCUGUGGGUCUGCUGCUGGCCAUACCGUCAGCUCUUGGUGCUGCACUGGGCACUCCGCCCCACCUGGCCGGAUAAAGCAUGCAGACUGGGCUACAAGGUGAAGCAAGUUUAUGUCAUAUAUAGGAUUUGUGUCUGGCAUGGAGGCUGCAAACGCCCAGUUCCCAAGGGUACAACCUAUGGCAAGCCUGUCCAUCAUGGUAUUAACCAGCUCAAGUUUGCUCGAAGCCUCCAGUCUGUUGUAGAGGAGUGAGCUGGAUGCCACUGUGGGGCUUUAAGAGUCCUGAAUUCUUACUGGGUCGGUGAAGAUUCCACAUACAAAUUCUUGGAGGUUAUCCUCAUUGAUCCAUUCCAUAAAGCUAUCAGAAGAAACCUUGAUACCCAGUGGAUUACCAAACCAGUCCACAAGCACAGGAAGAUGCAUGGGCUGACAUCCACAGGCCACGAGAGCCAAGGCCUUGGAAAGGGCCACAAGUUCCACCACACUACUGGUGGCUCUCGUGGUGCAGCUUGGAGAAGGUUCAAUACUCUCCAGCUUCACCGUUACCACUAA